AGUUAGAUUCAUACACCAAAACAAUGCCUUUGUGUACAAAACACACUAGAUAUGAGAAGGGAACAGACCACCAUGACUAUAGUUAGCUAGAUCAUCAUCAAGACAUGUCAAGAAGCUAUAUGGGAAUGUACUGGAUCAGAGGAGGGGCCAGUACCACACUAGCUCAGGUUAGCUUGUUGAUGUUGAUGCUACUUGCCACCCAAACUAUCUCCAAAGCAACCGCCUCUACCCAAAAAGCUUGUCGAACCUGUAGCUCAUCACUAGAUCUACCGGCCAACUGCACCAUUGAUAUUAACAACAACAUUAACACAACAGUAGUAAACUGUCACGUCAACUUCAGCAGCUGUCCAAUUAAAAAUUGUACAAAUCAAAAAUUCUGUUUGUACCAAUUUUACAUCUCAAAUAGCACAAUACGCACAAUAUUUGACCUGACAAUAUUGGAGUGGGUUUUCAAAUCCGGUUGUUUUAAAACUGAAGUUGUGCCCAAUAGAUGUACUUUUACAAACGAGGAUGCUUUGGAUUGUUUUGAUGGAGUUAGCAGUGAGAACGGCUCUAACCUUGAGGUGGUUGAAUAUCAAACGGAAUUUAACUUAUCUUUGCCAACAGAACAACCCACUACUCCAGCUACCACUGCACUCCCUGUGAUUAAUUGUACUACCUGUACCGUCACCAGCAUUGUCAUAACAAUCAUUCUAUUUAUCGUUCUCCUGCUGAUCUUAAUCUUCUGUCUGUAUAAACUGCGACGUAAGAUCCAAAUUCCGACAGCGAUUCGAUCUCAACAAACCAGUUUUAUCAACCCAGUCAACCAGCACUCGUGGCAGCUGCUAGAAAGCAUCGGACAUGGUCGCUACGGUUUCGUAUAUCGUGCCAAAUAUCGCGGGGAAAUUGUUGCCGUGAAGAUAUACACAUCGCAAGGACGGUCAGCUUUUGAGACCGAGCAAAAUCUCUACUCAAUGGAAUCUACCUUUCACUGCAAUAUACUCGAGUACAUCGGCUGUGAGAUGAGGGGAUCAGGAAUUACCACCGAGCGUGCGUUAUUGACACGCUACUAUCAACUUGGCUCGCUGGAUAAUUAUCUCCGUUCUCGUGUGUUGAGUUGGCAACAGGCGUGUGUAAUGAUCCAUACUAUGGCCGAGGGACUCACUCACUUGCACUCCGAGUACUACCGCAACUCGGCUGGGAUUAUGGCCGAGAAGUACCCCGUGGCACACAGGGAUGUGAAAUCGGCCAACGUGCUUGUGAGGAGUGACAGCGGGGACUGUGUGAUCAGUGACCUUGGCUUUGCUCUGAUUCUGGACGGAAAACAAACCACGAACACUGUACAGGCUGGGACGUAUCGCUACAUGGCCCCUGAGGCACUGGAUGCACGAGUGAACUUGCAUGACUUGCAGUCGUUUAAACAGAUUGAUGUGUACUCCCUCGCCCUGGUCAUGUGGGAGGUCAUGUCACGCACCUGCGUCCUCACGGAGGAGGAAGUCCCCGGUUAUCAACUACCGUACAAGGAGGAGGCGGGGCCUAACCCCUCCCUCGAGCGACUCAAGGACAUCGUAGUCACUCGGAAACUUCGCCCAUCUCUGCCCGCCAUUUGGGGAAACCACGAGACGCUCAACUCCCUGCAAGAGACUCUGUACGAGUGUUGGGAUGACGACGCCGAGGCCCGACUGUCAGCUGCCAAUGUUUCGUUACGUAUGAAACAACUCAUUGCGACAAACAUAAACGAUAUUGCUCGUCAAGAUAGCACCCAGACAACAGCUGUGCCAACAACCUCUAUAAUACCAGCUGAGGCUGUGGCUAUGAACAGACCAACAGAGCAUUCCCAAUCCAGCCCACCCCCAUACUACAGUCCAACUGAUCCUAUUCCAUUCCAACAACAAUCUGAUAUUUCUAGGCAAGAAAGUACUUCUGCCAUUACUACACUACAAUCUGAUACCGUGGAAACCGACGAGCAGGCAGAACAUUCUCAAUCUGGACCUCCUCCUUAUUAUGGACCAACAGCUGAAGACUAUCUUUUAUUCCAGCAAACCACAUUCCCGUUCAAUCGAGGUCCCAUUCGGGCCCAACAGAGGCACCAAGUUUCGAUGCCGCAUAUAUGCAGUGACACUGAACAUUCUCGAACCCCCCGAGGGCAUAUGGCUGCCCGCUGCACACACAGCCUGAGGAGCAGCUACCACUACGAGCAAGAAAUGAGACAGCUGAACAAUUUCAAUAAGAGUGAGUCACUCUCGUUAAGGAACAUGGCAACUGCUCAAGAAUCUGUUGGCGAGAUGGAGGAGGAGAUUAGAGAGCUGAGUAAAUCACCCUUAGGCACUACGUUGGAGGAAAGAAUAGACGACAUGAUGAGUGAGGCAGCGACUCGCGAGGAUGACAAUAUGGCAUCACCAGAUAGACAGCAGCUCGAUAUUUCCGAUUUUACCCUAAACUUGAAUUCUGAUUCCGGUAUUCUCAAUGCACAUUCUGACCUGUCCCAUUCUGAUACCACUGGCCUUGUCCCUGCGGAGUCUGAUACGGACGCUCUUACAAGUUCCGUGGAUAGCGGAGUGCUGUCAAUCGAUCAAGACAAGAUGGUGGAAGGAGCUACAAACUUUAGAUGUCUUCCUCAUACUGAGAACAAUAAAAACAGUGCGUCCACUGUCACUAGUGUGUAGUAAGAAACUAAAAUAAGUUCACCUUUUUAAAAUUUCACAUCAAUCAUUUAAUCAUCACUCAACAACUAUUUUUGUAUGGCUGUGCGUAAUGUUUGCAUAUACAUGUAUGUACAUGUUUGACAGAAUUAAUCGAACAAAAA
This is a messenger RNA of Halichondria panicea, 2785 nucleotides long. Its product is annotated as activin receptor type-2A-like. The transcript has 7 exons. The coding region runs from base 105 to 2645 and encodes 846 amino acids. Gene Ontology annotation, biological process: cellular response to growth factor stimulus; activin receptor signaling pathway; protein phosphorylation. Gene Ontology annotation, molecular function: ATP binding; activin binding; activin receptor activity. The record is from RefSeq and is a predicted model, not a curated record. Gene Ontology annotation, cellular component: activin receptor complex; plasma membrane. Lineage: Eukaryota; Metazoa; Porifera; Demospongiae; Suberitida; Halichondriidae.